CAUCUCCGCCCCCUGGCAUUGCACCGUGCGAUUUGAGCAUCGCCUAUGUUCUUCUGGUAUUCGUAGUGCCAAGAAUUGGUCUGGCCACGUGCCAGUCCCAAGUAGUUUUAGCUGCCAGUUAUCACACACCUAUUCAUUACAGUGUCGUGGCGAGAGAUGAGCGAGUGCACUCGGGACAAGCGCCAGUUGUGUGGCGCGUCGAGCGGCGCCGAUGGGAGUCGCAUUGGCAGCGCGAGCUAUCGGGAUGGCAACGGCGGAGGCGCCAUUGGGGUGGCGCGGACCAGCGACGUUAACACGGGGAUCCUGGACGAGCAGGUGCUGGUGCUGGUGUUCCGGUCCAUCAAAUUUGACCCGAAGGCGCUGUGCACCGUGGCCUGCGUCAGCCGGCGGCUGCGGGCCGUCGCGGAGCGGGUGCUGUGGCGGGAGCUCUGCAUCUCCCGGGCGCCGCGGAUGGUGGCCUCGCUCACGGGGGUCGCGGUGGGCGGCGGCGCCGGAGCGGGGCCGCCCCCGCCGAGGCGCAUUGCCGGCGGGUGGCCGGCGCUGGCGAAGCUGCUCCUCUUCUGCUGCGGCGCGGCGGCGGCGGCCGUGCCGGGGCACUUCAUGGGGGUGUCGCGCUUCUCCAAGUCGUCGGGGCGGAGCUUCCUGUCGCGGCAGUGCCAGGGGGACCUGCUGUACGUGUCGGACCCCUGCGAGCACGCGAUGCCCGGCACGGACGACGACGUUGGCGUCUACCGCGGCGUGUUCCGCGGGUUCAUGCGGUCCCGGACGGGGGCCUGCCUGGUGGGUCGGCAGGCCGCGCUGGACGCGCGCCUGCGCUGCCCUUACUGCGGUGCGCGCGUCUGGAGCAUGGUGGCCGCGGGGUUGGUGCCCCACAGCGCGUGGCGCAGGCUGGGCGCCUACGAGGGCCGCGUCGAGUACUACGUCUGCGUCAGCGGCCACCUCCACGGCAACUGCUGGCUCGCGCGCCUCACCUCCAGCGAAGGCGAGCACGGUGGCGACUCCGACGAUUCCGACGACGCGUCAACGGAAGAAGACGGCCAUGUCGCGCUGUAACUCCGGCUUAUCCAGGUCCACUACCAUGUUCUCGAUCGAUGGAUUGUUCACUCACGUUCACUUCAGAGGGCUGUGGCUUAGCUGUACUAUCGACAGCACUUUACCACAGGGACAUCAUACUACAGUAAUCGCACUAGGUGUUGAUCAGAGGAUGGAGUGGCUGCUUGAACCAAUCGACCCUUGCGCGCGUUGGUGUAGUGUAGCAACAACAGCAUGCGUGUCUCUGCUCUGACUGGCCCGUGUCCGGAUGGAAUGGAAUCUUGUGAGUGACUUCAAAUCACUUUGAGCUAUUCAACCUGAGAUGAAUAGGUAAAAUUUGAUACUAUAAUAUUUUGUCUACAAUACCCGCGCUAUAGUAAAUGAAGCCAGAGGAUUACUGCUCACAGUAGGAUCUCACGGGAUAAUGUUUCUAUCGCUUUAUGAAGUCAGAGGAUUUGGCUGUCUAGAUACGGCACGACGCUUCUUGUUCUAGUGAGCAGUGCGUGCGGUUGUAUGAAUGGAUCUUUUUUGAUGUGAUGUGACCUCGUUUUUUUUUAUCA
Phragmites australis (common reed) is the source of this 1592-nucleotide messenger RNA. Its product is annotated as EID1-like F-box protein 3. The record is from RefSeq and is a predicted model, not a curated record. NCBI's taxonomy places the organism in Eukaryota, Viridiplantae, Streptophyta, Magnoliopsida, Poales, Poaceae. The transcript has a single exon. The coding region runs from base 157 to 1053 and encodes 298 amino acids. Gene Ontology annotation, molecular function: protein binding.